This is a messenger RNA of Pocillopora meandrina, 3996 nucleotides long. The record is from the annotation of a GenBank genome assembly. Lineage: Eukaryota; Metazoa; Cnidaria; Anthozoa; Scleractinia; Pocilloporidae.
GUGAUCAUCUCACAGCUGAAGCUUGGGCCGCCCGUGAUUGAAGUCGUCUGGUAGCUCAUGUGUUUGGGGAACGAUUUUCUCAAUUGAUGGCAUGGUUACUUUCAUUGACGAUUGAUCCUCAUGAUUUGCUUCAUGGCAGGGGUUCGUGAUUCUACCAGAACAUGUCGCCCACUUAAACUGCAGCUACGUUCCGUUAUAGCUGGAAUAAGGACAUUUGAUAUUGCAUUCUCCAGAGGUUCCUCAGUAGAAGAUCCUGAAUAUCAGGCAGUGUUGGAAGGAAAUAGAUCCAGCGGUGUUUCAGGCCAAAGGUGAAAGCAACAUAGCAUUCUUGAGGCUGUGACAGUGCAAACUCGGCUAGCUUGGCCACUUCUUCUGUCCAGCUCGUGACUUUGUUACUGAUGUAUUAUAAGAAUAAUAAUUGUAUUAACCCUUUAACUCCCAUGAGUGACCAAGACAGAAUUUCUCCUUACGAUAUCAAUACAAUAUCAAGCAGGAUAGUGAUGAGAUUAGAGAAAAAUAUAAAUAAGGAGAUUAUUAGUUGAUUGAAUACCAAAUUCUUUGAAUGAAAUCUAAAGAAUUGUAUAAAAUACAGUAAGAAGAAUUACUAAUGAAAUCUUGGCAGUGAAAGAGUUAAUUUAGUACUGAGAGACUUCACUUUAAGAUGAUAAGAGGUACAUUCCAAUAAAAGUGCCUAAACAAAAAUCAUAGGUUGCCAUUCUUGGUCAUUCAAGGACACAAUUUAGUUCUUUAUUUGUGUUUUCGCAAAGUGGCAUUUUUUUUCAUUCCAUCCAGCUAGGUGAUGAUAAAUGGCUGCAUUUUGCUGACAUGUCUUUAAGGCUUUUUCCUUCCAAAAACUAUUGCUUGAUAAAUAUGAUAAAAUAACUAAUCACUCUCACUGAGUGAGAUUAGGGUAGCAAAACUGGUCUAUAAGUGGUAUGCUUCUGCAUGAAAUAAGUUAUUGAAAGCAAUUGUGGAGGUCAGUUGAACAAAGGGGUAAGUUUCUGAAGAAACUGUGGUGCUGGGUCGGUGGGAGAGUAUAGCAGUGUAAUUUAGUGUUAUCAUUUGAGUUGAUAAAGUAAAUUGGCCACUGUAAAGAGUUUAAAAGCUUUUGAAUCUUCCACAGGAGACAAUGGAGAAACAAUCAGAAUGAAUGCAACAUGGGAAGAUCCUAAGGUACAUGUAACUGUUCAUGUAAUUUCAAUCCUGUCAGAUCCUCCCUAAGAUUGGUAGAACUGAGAUGCACUUGCUUGUUUGUUUUGUUGUUUGUUUUAUUUGCUUCUUUCAAACUUCAGCUCCAAGAAUUAUGGUUGCAGAAAAGAACCUCACUUUUGCAUUUUUCUCUAAAAGAGGGAGUUGGAUUUUGGAUAAGAAUUCCUUCUGCUCCAUAAUUCCCAUAAUAGUAAAAAUAAAAAUUUCAUACCCUACACUGAACUAAAAUUUAAGAGCUUUACUAAUAAGUGAUAGGAAAAGCUAAUGAAUGUUAAAUUCAGAUUGCAGGGAUAUUUUCAAGAGAGAAAUGCAUGGCAAUAAAAUUGGAUCACAAGAGGUAAUUACUCAGUAGAAAAUUCAAUUUUCCUUUGGAAUGCAAAAUUUAUUUAUUUAUAAUGUAAUAUUUAUCAGUAACCAAUAGAUGAACUUGUAUACUACUAACAGACACCAUAUUAACCUUAAACAGGUCAGGAACACUUCAGUGUAUCUUUUGUGAAACUUAUUUUGAUUAGCUGGUUAUGGUUAAAUGGUUAGCUGCAGUACUCUUAAAAUGCGAUCUUUUUCCGCAUCUAAAAUAUGUAUUUUUGUACAGUCUGUAGAUUACCACUUCCUGUCAGGUGUAAGGUUUUUUUUUUGGUUGAAUAAUAGAAGUUCUAGGAACCGAUUCCCCAAGUACACUGAAAAGGAGUUAUACUGAAACUAUUUACGAGAAUGGUGUCUGUAAGCAGCUGCCAGAGCAGUUUAAGAAAUUGUUAUGUUUGCUCAUGGCUGCUAAAGAAUAAAGAAAAAAAUUUUAAUCAAUUAAUCCUAACCCCUUAAAGUGAAUGUGGCUUUUUGAAUGUUUAAAUAUAGAGGUUACGUUUGAGUUGAGAUCUCUGCAUAUGAGAAAGCAUCCCCAAUAUGAUUGUGCAUUUUUCAGUUUUUAGGGAAAUGAUUACACUUAGUCUGUUUUGCUUAGCAACAUAAUUCAGUCAGAAAAUUUCAUUCUUUUACUUUCUUCUUGAUCUACUCUAGUGAGGACUGCAAGCAGUUUUCUAAACUUUGUAUCCUUUGAGAGCAUAGAAGUCACAUGUGAUUGAAACUGUUGUAGAUGUAUCUAAAGAAUUGUAGACUUUUUUUUAAAGAUACACAUGUAUGGGAAACACCAUAGGAUUAUCAUAUUCUUUUAAGUGCCCAAACAUUGCUGAAUUGCUUGGAAUGGUUAAUGGUAAAAACUGCAUGAAAAUAUGCUUUAAUUUGAUACAUUUACAAAUCACUCCUAGUUAUAUAGUCAAUAAAUGUGUACCUCUCAGGUGAUUGUUAGGCAACCAAAUGAGAGCUCAAUCAACUCUUCCAAAAGGUAAUUUAGUGAUAUUAUUAUUAUUGUUAUUAUUAUUAUUAUUGUUGUUAUUAUUAUUAUUAUUAUUAUUAUUAUUAUUAUUAUUAUGUCAAUUGUUGAUAUUCACAUGCAGAUCCUAAGAAAAUUUUAAUCAUAUUGCUGCUUGCAAAAAUACUUUUUUGAUGCAAUAUAAAAGAGGCCUUAACUUGCCAUCUUAAAUAUGUAGACCCUCUAGUUUGCAUUCCUGCCACAUAUUUUAUUGGUGAAAGUGGUUUGCCUUUAGAGGUUGUUGGUGGAAGUCUUCCUGUGGACCAAUUUGUUACAAAAGCAGAGAAAGUUUUUGAGGUACUGUAAAUAUUUUUAUUCAGGAUGUGGAAUACCCUCUUACUCACAUUUGCACUAUUUGAUGGGUAACCAUUGUAAACUCUGUAUCAAUGGAAAGGUUACAAAAUGUGCCAUCUGCCAAAAGCAGGUUUCCUUCUAGCUUUAUAUAAUUAUAAAUUGUCUUGAGGUAUUCAAUUUUUUGUUCCCAUCUAGUUGUGCAAUUUUUAUCUUUUUGAAUUUUGGGCUUUAUUACAUUUUAGACUCACUUGAGGUCAACUUCAAUCAAACCUGUAUCAAGCACUGUGUCUCAGAACAGUGAAGCUUCUAUUUCAAGUGAGCAAUCUUCAGUAAGUAGCUCUCCUGCAGCAGAGCCUGCAUCACAACAGAACCAAGAGGUUUCUAACAGAGAGACUGAACCUAGACCAGGACCAUCAGAGGUGGGAAAAAUAGAUGAGAUAGUUCAUGUAAUAGUGUAGUUUGAUUGUUCAGGUGAGUGUAGUCCUGAGAAAGGCUGUUGUGUAACUUGCUCAGUUCCAUGUUAAAACUGACAACCUUUAUUUAUUAGGAAAUCAUUAUGAUUUAUACAAAGUGCAGUGCUUGUACUUUUGCUAAUUGCAUAGUUGUGCAUGCUGUGCGAGUGCAAAAGGUGACAGUUAUAUAGUGCAACAGUUGUUGGUAGUGGUAACAGAAGUUUCAACAUCAUCAUCAUCAUCAGAGUUAAUUCCUUGACUCUAACAACAGUAUUACAUGUUACCUCUAGGUUCAAACCAUUUACUGUAGAGAUAGUCAACAUAUGAAGUUGUCAUUCAGUAGCAUGUUGCUUAAUUGGAUAAUUCAAUUGAGAAGGCCAUGAGCUACAGCUGUACUUCUUUUUUAUUCCAAGGUUUGCAGAUUUAUGGCAUUGUCAAGGAUAACAAUGCCCUUAUUGUCUAUUUUGGAAAAUUUUCAAGUGAAGAUGGUUGGUUUUGGCCUAGGCUAUGAUUGUACAUGUAUUUUUUAGACAAAAAAAUCAUAAGUGAAUGGAUUUGAGGAUUGUAAACUUAGGAAAAGUAUGAACCACAGCUGAUAAUUCAUUUACUGUUUGAUUCUUAAGAGCCUUAUGGCAGAGACCAACAGAAGGAAUUAUUAGAAGACAAAGUGGAAAG